GACGAGGUGUACGAACAGUUCGGCUCGUACGACUUCCAGGCGAGCCCGGCAUACAAAAACACGCUUGAGCAGGUGUACAACCAGUACCUCAUCGUGAUGUCCGAUAAGGACCUCGAGGUCAAGCAGGACCUCAGCAACGGCGUGUUCAACCCGAGCCGCAUCCCGCAGGCGGACAGAGAGCAGUUGCAGCUCCAGACAAAGAUCUUUGUAUUCUGCUCAGAGACAGAGAACAUUCUCGAGCUGCAGGACUACCAGUUCUGGCUUGCCGACAAGCAGAGAGCACUUGGAGUGCCUCAGGGCGAUGCCGGCGCCAGUGCCGGCGAUGACCUCGACGUCGAUGUCGAUAGCCAGAUGGUGGACAGCCAGCAUGAUGUAUUGGCCGUCGAGCCGACCGAGGAGGAAUACACGUCAAAUUACCAGGAGAUAGUCGACAUGAUCGUCAACAACAAGCCUAUUCCAGGGAUCAAACAGAUCCCGAAGACGGUGCUGGACCCGACCUCGGCUUCCGAGAGUGUGUUGCAGCAGCGGAGGAAACCGUGGGAA
Messenger RNA from Pichia membranifaciens NRRL Y-2026, 543 nucleotides. RefSeq lists its product as hypothetical. Lineage: Eukaryota; Fungi; Ascomycota; Pichiomycetes; Pichiales; Pichiaceae. The transcript has a single exon. The record is from RefSeq and is a predicted model, not a curated record. The annotation marks the transcript as partial.